UGCUGGGCACCAGCUCGAGGAUGAUGAGAGUGGUCUGGCAUCCCUCCAACAACCUCGCCAAGGCUGCCGUUCGCUAUGCAUCGCAUGCUGCCUCGCCCUCAAGCGGCGCUGCUGGAUUUGCGACCUCGGAUCCUAUGGCCGAGAAGGCGCAAGAGUGGUUCGAGCACGGCCACAAGCUCUGGAACGAGGGAGACUGUGCCGGUGCCCUGGAGGCCUAUGAAAAGUCGGUCUUUUCCAAGCCUACUGGCGAUGGCUACUACAAUGUGGCCAACUGCUACUACUCGCUCGGCAAGCACGAGAAGGCCAUCUCGGCCUGGAAGCGCUCGCUGGAGAUGUCCCCGCGAGCAGAUGCCCAUGUGAACCUGGCCAACGUCUUUGCCCUCGUCAUGAAGGACGCUGACCAGGCUGUCUUUCAUUACAAGGAGGCUCUCUUGAUCGAGCCUCUUGACGGCGAGAUCCACUAUAACUAUGCCGUCGUUCUGGAUUCCCUUGGACGUAUCACCGAGGCCAUCGAGGAGUACCAGCUUGCCCAGCGCGCGGGCAUCGAUGCUUCCAAAAAUCUGAGAAACGCCCAGGCCAAGCUCAAGGCCCAGGAGCUCAAGGACCAGGAGCCCGACGACAAAAAAUAGUCUUGUGUUGACUCGAGCCAUACACGCAUCUCGGUCGGCGAGUCGAUCAUCCACAUUCAACUGCAUCUGCACUUUCUCGUUCCCCCGCUCGUCGGCCUUUGGUCCAGUCGCCGCACACCCUUCCACCUCCGCAUGGUCCAGCAGAACAUUUGCUGUCGCGCUCAUUCUGCAUCUUGUCCGACAUCGCGACGCUUUGACAACAUCCUUCGAAUUCCAAUAUAAUCUGUGCACUGAGCCUUCAUACUGU
Molecule: messenger RNA, 876 nt
Organism: Polychytrium aggregatum
Lineage: Eukaryota; Fungi; Chytridiomycota; Chytridiomycetes; Polychytriales
Exons: 5
Coding region: 21-629 (202 amino acids)
Molecular function (GO): protein binding
Source: RefSeq, a predicted model, not a curated record